Camponotus floridanus (Florida carpenter ant) is the source of this 1539-nucleotide messenger RNA. It is a transcript of the gene Tektin-A, whose product is annotated as tektin-4. NCBI's taxonomy places the organism in Eukaryota, Metazoa, Arthropoda, Insecta, Hymenoptera, Formicidae. Gene Ontology annotation, cellular component: nucleus; microtubule cytoskeleton. The record is from RefSeq and is a predicted model, not a curated record. The coding region runs from base 50 to 1513 and encodes 487 amino acids. The transcript has 7 exons. Gene Ontology annotation, biological process: cilium assembly; cilium movement involved in cell motility.
AUUUUAAAAGAUUGCUAAGAUAUAUGCAUAUAAUUAAUUAUUUCAAGAAAUGUCUGUUAUUUCGAAUGAUAAACAUAAUGGUUUGAUCGAAACCUCGCAGCUGGUUUCGCAACAAACUGCGACAAUGCAAUCGAUGGAAGAUGAUUGCGGAGACAACAAAAAACCUCCGCCCUAUUUACCUCAGUCCGAAGAUGAUUAUCCACCGAAGCCUGAAUGCUUGAUGGAACCGCUUGGUCCAUGGGCUACAGGCAGUGUAACGUGCUCUACUAAAGGCGGUAUCACAGGUUUGAGACCAGUUGUAGAUCGAUAUACCAUCACUCGUUAUGGACCAAGCGAAUGGCGGGCGCAUAAUUUGAAUAUCUUUCAAGAAUCGAAUGAGAAAAUUUGUGAUGCUCAAGUCACAGCCAACAAUGCGAAGCAGUGCGUAGAACAAACGUACGCAGCAGCCGAUAAAACGCAAUUAGAAACGACGGAGCAUUUAAAAACACGGGCUAACGAGGUGUAUCGUUUGAAGACAGAAUUGGAGCAUGCGAUCUCUGCCAACGUGGAAGAAAUAGGAUUGUUAGAAGCUGAGCGUCGUCGAGUACAGCGAUCUUUGUCAAUAUUGACCAUCCCAGCAUCUAUUGCAAACGAGUUUCUGCAGAUACGCUCUUCUCGCCUGGAAUCGGAUCUCGUUCGCGACAACGUCGAGGAACAACUAACAAAGGAAAUAGCGCUUUGUUCCGAAAUACGAACUUUAUUAAAUAGAACUUAUGAACAGAUUGAGACACAAAUGACUGAAUUAAAAACAGUCAAAACACGAAUGGAAAGCGAUUGGUCCGAUAAAGUUCAUACUUAUAACAUAGACUCCUUGUGCGUGAAUUUAUCUAAUGAUUCUCCGCUUUUAUUGUGGAAAGCUGGAGCUACGAGGAUCCCAGAGGAUCAAUCAACUCCUACGAGCUAUGAACACUUCACGCGAGAAGCACUAGCUGCCGGCGAGAGUGCUAAACAAAAAUCCAUAAAUUUAAGAUCGACUUUGAACAAAAUAUUUAUUAAUUUCGUCAAAGACCUACGCGAUCAAGCAACUUGCGUUGAUAUUGCACUCGCUGAAAAUGUGAAACUUACGCAAGAUUGUCUUGAGCAAUUAGAGAAGGAAUUACUUCGCUGCUUGCGUGAAUUAGCGAGUACGGAAAAGCUGAUUGAAGAACUUCGAGAUUCAACGAAGGGAUUAAAUAAUGCCAUGAAAUUAGCACAAACGAGAUUGGAUAAUAGGUUGAAUCGAUGCAAUGUUGAAAGUUGUCGAGAUGCAAGUCAAUUUGCCCUUAUUGAAGAAGUGAAAUCUCUUGGUGAGCAGAAAUCCGCUUUAUUGACAGAAUUAAAACGCACUGAGGAAUCUCAGGCGAAAUUAGUCAAAACAAGAGGUACCCUUGAACACGAAAUAAUGGUAAAACGAAAGACCUUGUACAUAGACAAGGAACGCGGUCAGGUACUGCGUUCAUUCUUUCCUUCAUCUACAGAUUUGUCUGGAUUUUAAUAAAUUAAAUAUCUAUGCAAAAUGUC